CGGAGGAGCAUCAUGCCGAGGAGGAAGCAGCAGGCGCCCCGGCGCGCAGCAGCCUACGUAUCAGAGGAGCUCAAGGCUGCUGCCUUGGUGGACGAAGACAUAGACCCGGAAGAGACUCUGGCAGAUGGCGAGCCCUCAGCUAAAUACGUGUGCCCGGAGAAGGAGCUCACCAAGACCUGCCCCAGUUACCAGAACUCCCCGGCUGCUGAGUUCUCCAGCCACGAGAUGGACAGUGAGUCGCACAUCAGUGAGACCAGUGACCGGAUGGCUGACUUUGAGAGUGGCUCCAUCAAGAAUGAAGAGGAGGCCAAGGAGGUGCCCGUGCCCCUGGAGGACACCACCGUGUCGGACAGCUUGGAGCAGAUGAAAGCCGUGUACAACAAUUUCCUGUCCAAUUCGUACUGGUCCAACCUCAACCUCAACCUGCACCAGCCCUCCUCGGAGAAGAACAACGGCAGCAGCAGUAGCAGCAGCAGCAGCAGCAGCAGCUGCGGCAGCAGCAGCUUCGACUGGCACCAGAGCGCCAUGGCCAAGACGCUGCAGCAGGUGUCGCAGAGCCGCAUGCUGCCCGAGCCCAGCCUCUUCAGCACCGUGCAGCUGUACCGGCAGAGCAGCAAGCUCUACGGCUCCAUCUUCACGGGAGCCAGCAAGUUCCGCUGUAAGGACUGCAGCGCCGCCUACGACACCCUGGUGGAGUUGACGGUGCACAUGAACGAGACGGGCCACUACCGCGAUGACAACCAUGAGACCGACAACAACAACCCCAAGCGCUGGUCCAAGCCCCGAAAGCGCUCCUUGCUGGAGAUGGAAGGCAAGGAGGAUGCCCAGAAGGUGUUAAAGUGCAUGUACUGCGGCCACUCCUUUGAGUCCCUGCAGGACCUGAGUGUCCAUAUGAUCAAAACGAAACACUACCAAAAAGUGCCUCUGAAGGAACCCGUCACCCCUGUCGCAGCCAAAAUCAUCCCCGCCACGCGCAAGAAAGCCUUGCUGGAGCUCGAGCUCCCCAGCUCCCCAGAUUCCACCGGCGGGACCCCCAAAGCUGCGCUGACAGACACGAACGAUGCGCUUCAGAAGAACUCCAACCCCUACAUCACGCCAAAUAACCGCUACGGCCACCAGAACGGGGCCAGCUAUGCGUGGCACUUCGAGGCCCGGAAAUCGCAGAUCCUCAAGUGCAUGGAGUGUGGCAGCUCCCACGACACACUGCAGGAGCUCACAGCCCACAUGAUGGUGACUGGCCACUUCAUCAAGGUCACGAACUCUGCCAUGAAGAAGGGCAAGCCCAUCAUGGAGACCCCCGUCACGCCCACCAUCACGACGCUGCUCGACGAGAAGGUACAGUCCGUGCCCCUGGCAGCCACCACCUUCACGUCCCCUUCCAACACGCCUUCGAGUGUCUCCCCGAAGCUGACCGUGGAGGUCAAGAAGGAAGUGGACAAAGAGAAGGUCAUCACAGAUGAAAAGCCUAAGGAAAAGGAGAAGGCCAUCGAAGAAGAGGAAAAGUAUGACAUCUCUUCCAAAUACCACUACCUGACAGAAAAUGACUUGGAAGAGAGUCCCAAGGGGGGCUUAGAUAUCCUGAAGUCCCUGGAAAACACAGUGACGUCCGCCAUCAACAAGGCCCAGAACGGCACUCCCAGCUGGGGGGGCUACCCCAGCAUCCAUGCCGCCUACCAGCUCCCCAACAUGAUGAAGCUGUCCCUCGGCUCAUCAGGGAAGAACACGCCCCUGAAGCCCAUGUUCAGCAACAGCGACAUCGUGUCCCCCACGAAAAGCCAGACCCUGGUCUCGCCCCCCAGCAGCCAGACCUCACCCAUGCCCAAGACGAACUUCCAUGCCAUGGAAGAGCUGGUGAAAAAAGUCACUGAGAAAGUCGCCAAAGUCGAGGAGAAGAUGAAGGAGCCGGAGGGCAAGCUGUCACCCCCCAAGCGGGCGACACCCUCCCCAUGCAGCAGCGAUGUCAGCGAGCCCGUCAAGAUGGAAGCAGCCAGUGAUGGGAGCUUCAAGAGCCACGAGGGCAGCCCCAGCCCCCAGCGGGAUGGGGGCAAGGAGGGGAGCCCACCGGCAGAGCCUGUGGAGAAUGGCCAGGAGCUGGGGAAGCCGCUGGCUGCUGGGGGUCUGAGCAGCAGUACAGCCAUCAUCACCGACCACCCACCGGAACAGCCUUUUGUGAACCCUCUGAGUGCCCUCCAGUCGGUCAUGAACAUCCACCUGGGCAAGGCCGCCAAGCCCUCCCUGCCUGCCCUCGACCCCAUGAGCAUGCUGUUCAAGAUGAGCAAUAGCUUGGCUGAGAAGGCGGCAGUGGCCACCCCGCCGCCCCUCCAGUCCAAGAAGGUAGACCACCUGGACCGCUAUUUCUACCACGUCAACAACGACCAGCCCAUAGACUUGACAAAAGGGAAGAGUGACAAAGGCUGCUCUCUGGGUUCAGUGCUCUUGUCACCCACAUCCACAUCCCCGGCAACCUCCUCAUCCACAGUGACAACAGCAAAGACAUCUGCCGUCGUAUCGUUCAUGUCAAACUCGCCGCUGCGCGAGAAUGCCUUGUCAGAUAUAUCUGAUAUGCUGAAGAACUUGACAGAGAGCCACACAUCAAAAUCUUCCACUCCUUCCAGCAUCUCUGAGAAGUCUGACGUUGAUGGGGCCACGUUAGAGGAGGCUGAGGAGUCGACGCCCGCGCAGAAGAGGAAGGGCCGCCAGUCCAACUGGAAUCCCCAGCACCUGCUGAUCCUGCAGGCCCAGUUCGCCGCCAGCCUCAGGCAGACCUCCGAAGGCAAGUACAUCAUGUCAGACCUGAGCCCCCAGGAGCGGAUGCACAUCUCCAGAUUCACGGGCCUCUCGAUGACCACCAUCAGCCACUGGCUGGCCAACGUGAAAUACCAGCUUCGAAGGACAGGUGGAACAAAGUUCCUCAAAAACUUAGACACCGGCCACCCCGUGUUCUUUUGUAAUGACUGCGCGUCGCAAAUUAGGACUCCUUCCACCUACAUCAGUCAUCUGGAGUCCCACCUGGGCUUCCGCCUCCGGGACUUGUCCAAACUGUCCACCGAACAAAUCAACAAUCAGAUAGCACAAACCAAGUCGCCGUCAGAAAAACUGGUGACGUCCUCCCCGGAGGAGGACCUGGGGACCUCCUAUCAGUGCAAACUCUGCAAUCGGACCUUUGCCAGCAAGCAUGCGGUCAAACUUCACCUUAGCAAAACCCACGGGAAGUCACCGGAAGAUCACCUCCUGUAUGUGUCCGAACUAGAGAAGCAGUAGCAUUCGCUUUUGGUUGAAAAGACUCCGGUUUUGCUUUGAGGGAAACUGUGGAAAGCCCCUCUGUCUCGUUCUUGGCACAUGUUCCUAUUUUAACUGCAGAGGUCCUCCAUCCCCCUCCCCCACCCCGGGCUGGACUGUUUUGUAUAACUGUACAGUGUUUAAUAGAGGUGCAUAAUCAGCUGUUGUUACUGGUAAAAUAUGAAGGUUAAAAU
Messenger RNA from Elephantulus edwardii (Cape elephant shrew), 3473 nucleotides. It is a transcript of the gene TSHZ3, whose product is annotated as teashirt zinc finger homeobox 3. Gene Ontology annotation, molecular function: DNA binding; DNA-binding transcription factor activity, RNA polymerase II-specific. The coding region runs from base 13 to 3261 and encodes 1082 amino acids. Gene Ontology annotation, biological process: regulation of transcription by RNA polymerase II. The record is from RefSeq and is a predicted model, not a curated record. Lineage: Eukaryota; Metazoa; Chordata; Mammalia; Macroscelidea; Macroscelididae. Gene Ontology annotation, cellular component: nucleus. The transcript has 2 exons.